AUGCCGAUUCGUAAUAGGCAAGAAAAAAACGUCAAUUUUCAAGAAAAGGAUGUUUACUUCGAUUUCGACGAUAAGAAGAAGGAGUUCUUUCGAGUGUCGAAAAAUGAAAACAUUAUAGUUUUAACAAUCCUCACCAUUUUGUCUUUCGCGACACGCUUUUAUAUGAUUUCUCAUCCGAAAGAAGUUGUUUUCGACGAAGUUCAUUUUGGAAAGUUUGCGAGUUAUUAUCUCAAAAGAACUUAUUAUUUUGAUGUUCAUCCACCCCUCGGUAAAUUAAUGAUUGCAGCCAUGGGUUGGAUCCUGGGUUACGACGGUCAUUUCGAUUUCAAGAAAAUCGGCAUGGACUACAUAGAAAAUGAUGUUCCUUAUGUGGGACUCCGAUCAUUGCCUGCCGCUCUAGGCGCAUUAUACGUUCCUCUUGCAUAUCUAAUCAUGAAAGAAUCGGGAUACCCAAUGAUCACCGCGAUAUUAGCCGCCGGACUGAUGGUUGGACUUUUUACAGUUUUUACCAUAGGAUAUGCUGUUCUCUAUGAUCUAUGGAACUUAUUGGAUAUAAAACGUGGAUUAUCAAUGGACCAUAUUAGGAAACACUUUUUAGCACGUGCCCUUGGUCUUAUAGUUGUGCCGAUUGCCAUAUAUUUGUUCUGGUUUUAUAUUCAUUUUCUUAUACUGAAUACGAGCGGCCCCGGAGAUGCGUUUAUGAGUCCGUCAUUCCAAGAAACAUUAAAGGACAGCGCCGUGAACCUUCAAAGCUUAGAAAUAAGGUACAAUGAUACUAUUACUCUGAAGCACAAAGAUACUAAGGCAUUUCUACAUUCUCAUACCGCCCGUUAUCCGCGCCGGUAUGAAGAUGGACGUAUCAGUAGCGCCGGUCAGCAAGUCACAGGUUAUAAGCACGCCGAUGCCAAUAAUCAUUGGCGUAUCAAACCUGCCGAAAAUUUCUUUGACCAAUCAAGACCUGAAAAUGAUACC
Acaulospora morrowiae is the source of this 972-nucleotide messenger RNA. The record is from the annotation of a GenBank genome assembly. NCBI's taxonomy places the organism in Eukaryota, Fungi, Glomeromycota, Glomeromycetes, Diversisporales, Acaulosporaceae.